AUGAUACUGGGAGGCCUGGGUGCUGAGCUUAUCAAAGUCGAGAGACCAGACAUUCUGUAUGCUGAGGAUGACCCUAGAUCAUGGAGACCUCCGUUUGUUGGUGAUGAGAAUGUUUAUUUUCUCAGUGUCAACAGAAACAAAAAGAGCAUUGCUGUAAAUUUCAAAGACCCUAAGAAUGAAAAGGGCUGCAUUCCUCAGCUUGCAGGGAUGUGUGGUGUCCUUGUGGAAAAUGAUCUAUCUAGAAAACUUGAUCAGAUGGGUCUUGACUACGACCAUGUACACAAAGCAGCCCCUAGACUGGUGUAUUGCUCCAUAUCAGGGUAUGGUAGGACAAGUCCCGCAUCUCAUCGACCAGGGUAUGACUCCAUCGCCUCUGCUGUCUCUGGCAUGAUGCACAUCACUGGCCCUGAGGAUGGGGACCCAGUCAGGCCGGGUGUUGUAAUGACUGACCUGGCCACAGGACUCUACACCCACGGGGCCAUCAUGGCAGCCCUGCUGCAGAGACACAGGACAGGGGGAGGUGUUCACAUCGACUGCAACCUGCUUUCCUCUCAGGUGGCUUGUUUCACACACAUUGUUACAAAUUACCUCAACUCUGGGAAGGAGGCCAGGAGAUGGGGGAACAGCCCAUGA
Salmo salar (Atlantic salmon) is the source of this 633-nucleotide messenger RNA. NCBI's taxonomy places the organism in Eukaryota, Metazoa, Chordata, Actinopteri, Salmoniformes, Salmonidae. The record is from RefSeq and is a predicted model, not a curated record.